CUCCUCCGCAGCGAUGUGAGGUGAUCGCAGAGAGGAGGGGGAGAGAGAGAAAGCGAGAGAGGGAGAAAGCGCGAGGGAAGAAGCAGAGGGAGAACACUCGGCCCAACACUCAGCAGCAUCAUGGCACCUAUCGGAUUAAAGGCAGUGGUCGGCGAAAAGAUUAUGAAUGAUGUAAUCAAGAAGGUGAAGAAGAAGGGAGAAUGGAAGGCACUGAUCGUGGACCAGCUGAGCAUGAGGAUGUUGUCUUCCUGCUGCAAGAUGACAGACAUCAUGACAGAGGGCAUCACCAUCGUGGAGGACAUCAUGAAGCGACGAGAGCCUCUUCCCAGCCUGGAGGCCAUUUACCUGAUUACACCCACAGAGAAGUCUGUCCACACCCUCAUCGGAGACUUCAAAGACCCUCAUUCAGCUAAAUACAAGGCAGCCCAUGUUUUCUUCACUGACUCCUGCCCUGAUCCUCUCUUCAACGAGCUGACGAAGAGUCGCGCUUCCAAAACCAUCAAGACUCUGACGGAGAUCAACAUCGCCUUCUUGCCCUACGAGUCUCAGGUAUACUCUCUGGACAAUCCAGAUGCCUUCCACAGUUUCUACAGCCCCCAUAAGACCCAGCUGAAGAAUCCGGUGAUGGAGAGGCUGGCUGAGCAGCUGGCCACGCUCUGUGCCACCCUGAAGGAGUACCCUGCUGUCAGAUACCGAGGCGAGUACAAGGACAACGCCACCCUGGCCCAGCUGGUUCAGGACAAACUCGACGCCUACAAGGCUGAUGACCCCACUAUGGGAGAGGGUCCAGACAAGGCGCGCUCACAGCUGAUCAUCCUGGACCGGGCGUUUGAUCCUGUCUCUCCUGUCCUGCAUGAGCUCACCUUCCAGGCAAUGGGCUACGACCUGCUGCCCAUCGAAAACGACGUCUACAAGUAUGAGACCAGUGGCAUCGGGGACUCUCGUGAGAAGGAGGUUCUGCUGCACGAGGACGAUGACCUGUGGGUGAGCCUGAGACACAAACACAUAGCUGAGGUUUCCCAGGAAGUGACCCGGCAGCUGAAGGACUUUUCUGCCAGCAAGAGGAUGAACACAGCUGGGGAGAAGACCACUAUGAGGGACCUGUCCCAGAUGCUGAAGAAGAUGCCUCAGUACCAAAAGGAGCUCAGCAAGUACUCCACUCAUCUGCAGCUCGCUGAGGACUGCAUGAAGCAUUACCAGGGAACCGUGGAUAAGCUGUGCCGUGUGGAACAGGACUUGGCUAUGGGCACGGACGCCGAGGGAGAGAAGAUCAAAGACCCGAUGAGGGCUAUUGUGCCCAUCCUGCUGGAUGCCAACGUCACUACGUACGACAAGAUCCGCAUCAUCCUGCUCUACAUUUUCCUCAAGAAUGGAAUUACAGAGGAGAACCUGAAUAAGCUGAUCCAACACGCCCAGAUCCCCCCCGAGGACAGUGAGAUCAUCACCAACAUGGCUCACCUGGGUGUCCCCAUUGUCACAGAUUCAACCCUCCGCCGAGGAAAGAAGCUGGACAGGAAGGAGCGUGUGAGCGAGCAGACCUAUCAGCUGUCCCGCUGGACACCCCUGGUCAAGGACAUCAUGGAGGAUGCGAUUGAAGAUAAGCUGGACACCAAGCACUACCCCUACAUCUCUACCCGCUCCUCUGCGUCUUUCAGCACCACUGCAGUCAGUGCUCGGUACGGCCACUGGCACAAGAACAAGACUCCAGGAGAGUAUCGCACUGGCCCGCGUGUCAUGGUCUUCAUCAUCGGCGGCGCGUCCUUCAGCGAGAUGCGCUGCGCAUAUGAGGUCACACAGGCCAAUGGGAAGUGGGAAGCCGUCAUUGGAUCGACCCACAUCUUCACCCCCACCAGCCUGCUGGAGCAGCUCAAGGCCAUGAACAAACCAGACGAGGAAGUUGCAAGCUAAAAUCCUCCACUCACACCUCUCCUCUUUCCCUUAACCCUGUUGUCCCCGUCCUCUACAUUGUGUAUGCAUCCUGCUUGAGAAGAAAAAGACAGCUUAAAUGAUAAAAAAAAAAGAAAUAUGUAUCAAAGAAUAACAUCGGAAUAAGUAUUCCCGCGUUUUACAAUGGAUGCAACUAAAUGAUUAAUUUAAUUUAAAAAAAAAAUGGUUUUAAAUAUCUGAGCAGAAGGUCAUUUAAAAAUCGAAGAACCAAAAUGUAAUAUUGUAUGCUAAAGACACCUGUGCAAAAAAGGUAGACACUUUCUCUUGUUUGUUCCUUUGAGUUUCCUACUUGGUGGGAGUUCUAAUGGAAGCGGGUUGAGUAGGGACGUGUGGUUCCAGAGGUUGAUCUUGUAAAAUAUAUAUCGGUCAACAUGCAAUACAUAGAUUUCAGAGGAGUUCCCCUGCCCGUUUGAGAUGUUCGUAUACAGUAGCAUGCUUGGACUUGUGUGGACUGUUGAUGUGUUUGUAUCCAUUGUGGAAGUUCUGGAAGCCGCAGUUAGCACCUAGCUUUUCCCCCUAAGAUGUCGAGCUUAAAUACUUCAGCAAAAACCUUUUUGUUUUGAGUAUCGAAAGAUCUAAAUGCGCACUUUGAAACAUUUCAGACUACUCGUGAUGCGUUAUUCACUGCUCAAUGGUUCAGCUGUGACACGAUGCCAACGUAGAUCUAAUUCAUUACAAACUGCUCCGCUGAAGGUCAACUAGAACUUAAUAAAAUUGUUCGCUGACAAGUCCAUCAGGUUGGGUCUCGUACUCAAAGCAGUCAUUUUUGUUGAAGUAUUUGUGUAAAGUGCUUGCUUGAGACAUUAGACAAGGAAAACUGUUAAAGCCAGAACCAUCCCUCCUCUGCCUGUCGAGACUAAAGUAUUUACUUGCCACAAACUUUUCCUUUCUCUGGAGAAACUUCACGUUUUGAUGUCAAAAUGCUUGCUGAUAGUUAAUGAAUUUUAAAAAAGGGCCAGUUGUAUUUCAGUAUUGUAUCCUGUCAGAUUAAGUCUUAUCAUCGGUUAGUAAUGUUUAAUUGGGCCAUGCACUGAGUAGUGUUGUACAUGUGUCAUAUGUUGCUGUCUCACUGUUGUAAUAUUUCGGACUGUGACGUAGUGAAACUUUUUCUUUAGAAAUGUCAAUGUGAAGGCACCGUGUUAGUUGUAGCUGUUAGUUGUCAACUGGAAAAAUAAUAUCUAUACUUUGCCUGUUUCAUCCUCUGGUGCAAUGUAAAACCCUUCAAUUGCGAAUGGCUUUCAAAAAUGAACUUAAAUCCACUGUUUGCUUUCAUUUCCUCCCUCCUUGCCAAACAAGCUGGACGUUGCGCUAUAAUGCGUUUUCUGUGAUGCAAACGCUCUUUUUUCUUUUAUAAUUUGCUGUAUAGGGUUGACUCUUAAAAUCAAUUUAUAUAAAAAUUAUUUAUCAGGAAAAAAAGUGACGCAAUAGUCCAUCUUUAAACUGUUUAACUUAUUGGGAUUGUAUGUUGAAGCACAAACGAUACUUCCAUGUGUACUUAGUGUGUACUAAGGCUGUCUAAUAAAUUGGCUUCCAUUA
Gasterosteus aculeatus aculeatus (three-spined stickleback) is the source of this 3483-nucleotide messenger RNA. It is a transcript of the gene stxbp1a, whose product is annotated as syntaxin binding protein 1a. The record is from RefSeq and is a predicted model, not a curated record. Lineage: Eukaryota; Metazoa; Chordata; Actinopteri; Perciformes; Gasterosteidae. Gene Ontology annotation, biological process: vesicle-mediated transport.